CGAUCCGUACUCGCUUUUCCGUCUAAAAACUCUCACCUGGACGUGUUUUCGAAGCUGAACCCAGCAGCCGGAGUUUGCAGGACAUUCGACAGCGCCAUCUCGGACCCAACCCGGUUCUGGUUCUGGCCUGCUUGUGGUGCGCGUUUGGCGUCACGCCUCCGAAAUCCCUUUCGGUUUUGACCUGAAAAUGGAGGAUUCGCGGAUCCAAGGAGUGAGCACCGGGACCACUCUCCUGGCAGCCACCUUCGACGGAGGUGUCGUGAUCGGCUCGGAUUCCAGAGCAUCCAUCGGAGGGGAAUAUGUGUCAGCGAAGACCAUAAACAAGGUGAUCCAGGUUCACGACCGGAUCUUCUGCUGCAUGUCGGGCUCGCUAGCUGAUGCUCAAGCUGUAACCAAGGCAGCCAAGUACCAGCUUGCCUUCCACAGCGUCCAGAUGGAGCGCCCCCCUCUGGUGAUCGCCGCUGCGACGGUGAUGAGGGAGCUGUGCUACAACAACAAAGAGGAGCUGCAGGCUGGUUUCAUUACAGCAGGGUGGGACAGGAAGGAUGGAGCACAGGUGUAUGCCGUGGCCAUCGGAGGGAUGCUGGUCAGGCAGACGGUUAUGGUGGCUGGCUCCGGCAGCACCUACAUUUAUGGCUAUAUUGAUGCCAAAUACAAGCCAAACAUGAGCAGAGAUGAGUGUCUGCAGUUCGCCACCAAUGCUCUGGCUCUUGCCAUGGGUCGGGAUAACGUCAGCGGAGGCGUGGCUCACCUGGCUGUCAUCACAGAAGCAGGGGUGGAGCAUGUGGUCGUGCCUGGCAACAAACUGCCAAAGUUCCACGACGACUGACGGCGAGCAGGAAGCGGCUCAGACAGGUUUAUCUGGAACGUUGCCACUUCUGAGGCGGAGAUAAUCUCCAACAGGGAAAUGAUUUAUAAUAAAAAAUAUGACGUGUA
This is a messenger RNA of Synchiropus splendidus (mandarinfish), 936 nucleotides long. RefSeq names its product proteasome 20S subunit beta 12 (gene psmb12). Gene Ontology annotation, cellular component: proteasome core complex. Lineage: Eukaryota; Metazoa; Chordata; Actinopteri; Syngnathiformes; Callionymidae. Gene Ontology annotation, molecular function: threonine-type endopeptidase activity. The record is from RefSeq and is a predicted model, not a curated record. The transcript has 6 exons. Bases 188 to 829 code for a protein of 213 amino acids.